AUGGAUCACAGGCAACAGUGGACAAGGCAAAAGCAUUCUCAGGAAUGGCCAACAGAAACUGUCUUCCAGCAUGUUCACUUGUACACGGGAGAACAUAUUCCCUCGACAGGUGCUCGGAAUUUCCGGCGUCAGCGAGUUCCUUACGACCAACCCAAAUCUGUAAAAUACCGACCAAAUGUGGCCAUUGUGGGGCUACUUGUCUUCUUCAUCAUGACCACAAUCACUGCAGUCACUGUUCUGUUAUUAAGGGAGUUAAACCGGAAUUACCCGGAAGUACAUGUAAAGGUCAAGGUAAGCCCAGAAGCACUAAUGUCUGCAUAUCCUGGAAUGUUCCGUACCGUUGACGAAAAAACCGAAGAUUUAAACACCGAACAAAAACUUGAGGGAUUAAAACCAGUCAGACAAUUUGUCAGCAUAGGAUCAACAUGUAGUGUUUCGUGUGAUUCAUCUACAGCAACUUCAUCUAUCCGAGAUGUUCCGAACGUCAACACACAGCCGCCAUUUACACUGCAUUCGAACACAUUGAGGGAUCAAAUGAUCAAAUCUAAUAUCACAGGUGUAUCCAGGCCGCCAAGAAUACGAGACAAGAGAUCAUCGUAUCCAGAUGAUUCCCUGUACCACGGAUGUUGCGUGUCAAACUUCUAUCAUAUAAGUCCCAAGACACUGAGAACUAUUGAGGGACAUUCCAGAACUUUGAUACAGCUCACAAACACGAGACAGUUAUUUCAAGUUGAGAACUGCAGCCAGGCCAUUGGCUGUGACGGGUGUACCUGUAUGACACAACAGGUGUUGACCACUGCUGUUGUACUGAAGACAGACUUGGAAUAUACCGCGAAAACAACGAUGGAUGAUCUUGAAAUCCAAAUGUUUUAUUUUGAUGGUUGUUGUAAAUGCUUAAAUGUUGGUUCUAAGAAUUGA
Molecule: messenger RNA, 918 nt
Organism: Ylistrum balloti
Lineage: Eukaryota; Metazoa; Mollusca; Bivalvia; Pectinida; Pectinidae
Exons: 6
Coding region: 1-918 (305 amino acids)
Source: RefSeq, a predicted model, not a curated record